ACUACCGUGCUCCAUUGUGCGACCAUGGAUACAUCCAAGCUAACUUUCCUCCUGAUCUACUUCCUGCACUGUUCUUCGGCGGAAAUCGCCGUCCAGCUCGAACGUUUUGAGCAGAUAGGUGGCGAACAUCUGUUGGAAACGUCGGCAUUGCGCGUCCGUAAGUACAACCGAACCACGUUCACGGCGAACGGAACGUUCCUUCUGCUCCAGGACAUUGACGAAACAUAUGAAGCAACCCUGAAAACGGCGUACAGUCGGCUCGGCAACAACCAGUUUAACGAGUACCCGAUGAAGAUUCCCCAGAAGACGCUUUGCCAAGUCAUCGUCGAUGAGUACCAGCAGUACCAGUACGUCUUUCAAGGCCGUUCGAACCUGCCGAUCUUCCCAAGUGGUACCAAGCGGUUCUGUCCCUUUCCAAAGGGAGAGUACUGGAUACGGGAUCUGUUGCCAGAUGCAAGCUGGGUGCCCCCGGUUGUUCCGGCAGGUUACUGGCGCUUUACAGUGGAGUGUUGGCGAAAGAAAGAAUUGCAGGCAUCUUUGCGAAUAUUUCUUCGCAUUACAAAAGGGUUUAUUUAGAACAAUAAUUGAAACAUCGUAAAGAAUAUUAAAUUCGAUAAAUAUAUCUGGCGUAACGUUCUUUGAUCGAGACAAAAUGGUUUUGUUCGAACGCGAAUCAGUUGAACACGGAACGUCGGAUCGUGGUGCUCUUUGUUGCGUUGGGUUCGUAUAAGUCCAAGGAAGGUUCUUCUAG
Messenger RNA from Culex pipiens pallens (northern house mosquito), 751 nucleotides. RefSeq lists its product as uncharacterized. The transcript has 2 exons. The record is from RefSeq and is a predicted model, not a curated record. Bases 25 to 576 code for a protein of 183 amino acids. Lineage: Eukaryota; Metazoa; Arthropoda; Insecta; Diptera; Culicidae.